GCUGGGGUGGGGUUCACAGUAGAUGAUAUGAAAGUUCACCUGUGCCAGUUACGGACAAUCACUGAUCCAGAGGUCGGUCCCAUGCACUGAUUAGUUACUGACAUGUGGAUCUUACCUUUAUCAUCAAUUGAAUGGGGAGGCUUGUUCGUUAUGCGUGCAGUGUUUGAGUUUUAUGUGUGUUACUAACUAAAGGCUCUUUCAGUGCUACUACCUUGUAAAGUGUUGCCCUUGAGGAGAAACCGUGUUCCAUUGGAAGACUAUGAAUGAGAGGAAAUACAUGUGUACUGUCGCUUACUCCAAAUUUCCCGCAAAGCAAGAAUUUAGUUAUUUUUGGCGUUAGAAAUUAAAAACGAAAUAAGCAAAUGUGGUUAUUAAUUGUUGUGUAAGACAUAGUUAGUAACAAGAAUGGUUAGCGAACCUGAGACAAUAGGGAAAGUGACUUAGUAAUGCUUCCAUUCGAAUUAAUUCCUGUACAUUGAAUAUGUAUGAAUUUAGAAACUUUCAGGAUUUGUAAAUAUCCAACACAAAUUCCUUUGUGGUUAUCGGUACAUGGAGUGAAAUUAAACUUCGAAUGUUGAAGUAUCUGAAAUGCCUUAUGGGCGUAACAGUCGAUUAGCUUGGAUCAUCGUUGACGUUCUGAAACGGUUUGAAGCUGCCCAGAAUGGUUUAAAAGUGAUUAGAAACAGGCCCAGUUUUAUAACCAGAAUCCAUAUCGGAAGAGACAAGAACUGAGAGAUUGUUAUGAUAUAAAUGCCUGAAGUUAACUUUUGAAAGCACACAUAUAUGGUAGAUAUAUCUAGGAGUUUUGUAUAUAUAUAUAUAAAAUUUGUCAUAAGUACAAGACAUUUUCUACAUGCGUUAUCUCGUUUCUGAAACUCCAAUGACUGCAUUUUUUACAUUAUUUUAGAAGCUUAUAAUAUAACGUAUAUAUACUUUUGUAUGUUACGACUUUCCUAAGGGUACAGUGAUGUUACGAACCAGAUGAUCAGCUGUUGGACAGUUAACACUGUCUUCGCCAGCUGUAACUUGUUUCCUACGUGAUUCAUCAUUCCAGAACUCUGAACUUUCACCAGAUUAUCUUAAUGGUAUAUGUUUAUGGCGAUAAACAAUAAUUAUUUUCAUGAAUAUUAUUACUCAACUAACUAUCUUUGUCAUGGAGGCGCGGUGUGUUUUCUCGGGGGCAGCAACCAAGUUUAUUAAAUAUCGUUUAGACUAGUUUCAUAGCGUAGGGUUCAGUCCGUCAAAGAAGGUGUGGAAGAAGGUGGUGAAUAUAUCUCGUAGUCCAAAGAAAGAUAAGAAUGAACGCAAAUAAGAAAGGCGGUGGUGCAGGGAACAAAGGGACUGGCGGAGACGACAAGUCCUCUGGAGGCGGCAAGGAUGACUCCGGCAACGGAGGAGAGAAGGCCAAUACUGGGGGCGACACGGAGAGCUUGUCCGGAAAGAAACCAGGCAGCGCGGGGGCCUCCACGAGGGAGGCUGCCCUUAGAGUCCUCCAGCUAUCCCAGAAGGGUGAGUGGCCUCCUGUGGAUCAGGCCCUCAAAGCCCUGGAGAAGAUUGUUGCAGCUGGGGGAGAGGAAACCAACACUACACCCCUGCUAGGGGUCGUGGACCCGGUGACUGGGAUGACCCCACUGAUGUACGCUGUGAAAGACAACAGGGCCGCGCUACUGGACAGAAUGGUCGAGCUGGGAGGGGACGUGUGUGCAAGAAACAAUGAUAACUACAACGCUCUUCACAUCGCCGCGAUGCAUUCCAGGGAAGACAUCGUGAAGAUCCUGCUGUCCAAGAAGGGCGUCGACCCGUUCGCGUCCGGGGGGCCCAGAAUGCAGACGGCAGUGCACCUGGUGGCUAGCAGGCAGACCGGGACGGCCACAAGUAUCCUGAGGCUACUCCUCAACACGGCCGGCAAGGACAUUCGCCUAAAACCCGACUCGGUAAGAGGCACGACAGACAGUUUCACUGAACUGCUCCAA
Messenger RNA from Cryptotermes secundus, 1973 nucleotides. RefSeq names its product ankyrin repeat domain-containing protein SOWAHC-like. Lineage: Eukaryota; Metazoa; Arthropoda; Insecta; Blattodea; Kalotermitidae. The record is from RefSeq and is a predicted model, not a curated record. Gene Ontology annotation, molecular function: protein binding. The annotation marks the transcript as partial. The transcript is spliced from 4 exons.